UGGAUUACGAGCAACAGGACCGUUCGUAUCGCAGCCCGAACAAAGUGUACGUCGCGGCUCAACAGAUGAGUAUGACCACUGGGUUGACGAGAUGGAUGAGUUGUAUGUAGAGGAGAGACAGCAGGUAUGCCUUGCAUCAGAACACGUCAAGCGCAGUACUGCUUCUUUUCUUCCGGUCGCAGAGGCUGAGUGACCAUGAACGGCGCCAUAGGGCUGAGAGGCCAGCCGGUGAGCACCGAAUUAUCGAUUUGUAUGUGUCUUUCUUUCCUCUCUGUCUCAGGCGCUCCCUCGUCGAAGGCACACGAGAGCGCUUCAGCCGAUGAGGACGCAUUUCUCAGCUCGUUUGCACGAAAGAGAGCCAGCUUGUCUCCGACCGCCCGUCUCGUGGACAAAUCGUCAUCGUCGCCCCUCGUUGCUGCGCUGACUCAUGGCCGUGAGAGAGCAGAUAGUGGGGAGAUCGACUCGGGGACAGACGACGGUGAACCCGAUGUGCAAGAGGAACAUGGCGAAGGCAGAGGGAGCGCACAGAGGCGAAGAGUAGGGAAGUUAAGAGAAGCACCAUAAAAAAAAAGAGACACGGGCUUUUUUCUCCCUUCUCCUUUCGCAGCAACGAAGACACGAGCUCGAGCACCACCGUGUGCCGAUCGACACCUCCCCUCUCAGGUCUGCCGCCAAUCCUGUUUCAUCGGCGGCGCGUGCUGAUGCAGCCGUGAUGGACGAAGAUGACGAUGAAGACGAUGACGAAAGCUUGGAAAGUUAUGGGAGAGGCAUGGGUGAUGUCUCGACGCCAUUUGCACUGAAGCGGGCGGCGACAGCAGAGAAAAGGAAAACGGUAGGGUGGUGUCAAGGAAAAGACAAAAACACGAGGGGCGAUUCCUGGCUGCAUUUGGACAUGUUUGUGUCAGCGUGAAGGGUUGAGUUUUGGCGAUGUGGCGGGAACGCAGAUACAGAAUAUGGCUGGCGGGCAAACGCAGGAGUCAGACGAGCAGAAACGACCUGUCACCUUACGUAAGUCAAUGCGUUGGAUUCUCCCGCCCGUUUUCCUGCACAUUCUGUGGGUCUUCAGUUCGCAGCGCCCAGCUGUUGUACGACACAGUGCUGGAGGACCAUUUAGAUAAGAGACACCGCAAUGGCUUCAUGUGGCAGAGCAGGUAGGCUUGAUGGGCUUUCGGCGUGUCUGUAUACACCAGAGGCGCUUUAUUUCUAUCCACGGUGCAGAUGGGUGCGUGUGUGGAGCUUUGCCCUCCUAUACUUCGGCGAUCGAAAGGACACAGUCCCAAGUGGAGGUACUUCGUCCUGUCGGUCAGAAGGACACAGUCCUGUACCUCGUCUCCUGUCUCUGACAGUCCUGGACUUCAGAGAGCACAGCUGGACCGUCACAGAAGACGAGCGCAACCCAAAAAUCUUCAGGUCAGCCUCCAUUGCAAAGUGUUCGAUUCACCGGGACAACAUCAUGCUUUAUGCGCGCGUUGUUCGCAAGGAUGAGGGCAGAGGGCCAAAAUCGUGAGUUCGUCUUUCGUGUGGGGCGUGAGUCGUCGACCGACCGCUCUACGUGGUUGAGGCAUAUCCGAAACCAAAUGGCGGCUGCCAAGACCGUCAAAGAAGUUGCCCAGUCACGAGGGCGGUGAGGGCAGACAGCAAGAUGGUCAGCCACAUUGCAGAGGGAAUGGAGAGGACUGAGUGAGUCGGUGAGGUGUCUGUCUGAUUUGAGUCGUGAUGCCUGCCUUCUGGGUCUGACAGUGUG
Molecule: messenger RNA, 1744 nt
Organism: Vitrella brassicaformis
Lineage: Eukaryota; Vitrellaceae
Source: the annotation of a GenBank genome assembly